AUGACCCACUCCUGCUGCUCCCGUUGCUGCCAGCCUACCUGCUGCAGGACCACCUGCUGUAGGACCAUAUGCUUCCAGCCCACCUGUAGUGGGUCCAGCUCUUGUGGGUCCAGCUGCUGCCAGUCCAGCUGCCCCGCAACUUGCUCUCAAACCACCUGCUGCCAACCUACUUAUGUGACCACCUGCUGCCAGCCCACCUGCUGUAGGACCACCUGCUGCAAACCCACCUGUGUGACCACCUGCUGCCAGCCCACCUGCUGUGGAUCCAGCAGCUGUGGACAAACCUGCGCUGGUUCUAACUGCUGUCAGCCUUGCUGCCAGCCAGCUUCCUGUGCACCCGUGUACUGCCACAGAACCUGCUACCACCCCACAUGCUGCUGCCUGCCUGGGUGCCUAGACCAGAGCUGUGGAUCCAGUUGCUGCCAGCCUUGCAGCCGCCCUAUCUGCUGUCAAACUACCUGCUGCAGGACCACCUGCUGCCGCCCUAGCUGUGUGUCCAGCUGCUGCCAGCCUUCCUGCUGCUGA
Molecule: messenger RNA, 525 nt
Organism: Dama dama (fallow deer)
Lineage: Eukaryota; Metazoa; Chordata; Mammalia; Artiodactyla; Cervidae
Product: keratin-associated protein 9-2-like
Exons: 1
Coding region: 1-525 (174 amino acids)
Cellular component (GO): keratin filament
Source: RefSeq, a predicted model, not a curated record